AGACUUUUCUUGUUUCUAGAAGUGGGGAAUAGAAAAGGAAGACUUUGGGUUUGAGACGUUGAGUGCCGAGCGAGCGAGUGUUGGAUUCGCCUCCACAGUCCGACCGACACGGCCGAAUUUCAUGGGCGCCCGUGCCUCCUGUUUCUCCCGCCUCUACUGCUGCUGGAUCUCCUUCCCCUCCCCCGACCACCGUCCCCCGCGUCCUCCUCCGACUCCAGCCGCCGCCGGCGCAGCCUACCUCCCCUGCCCCGGCAUGGACGCCGAGACGGGGCCGGGGGCGGUGACGACGGCGGCCCACCGCCCCCCGCAGCCGCGGACGCCCUACGCCGCCGCGGACCGCACCCUCCGCGCGCUCGCCGCCGCCGCCGAGGGCUUCGGCCGCCGCGCCAUCGGGGGCCUCCACGGCGCCCUCUACCACGUCACCUCCCUCCAAGACGACGGGCACGGGACGCUGCGGGAGGCGUGCCGGGCCAAGGAGCCGCUGUGGGUCGUCUUCGAGGUCUCCGGCGACAUCCACCUCCACACCUACCUGCGGGUCUCCUCCCACAAGACCAUCGACGGGCGCGGGCAGCGGGUCCGGCUCACCGGCAAGGGGCUCCAGCUCAAGGACUGCCACCACGUCAUCGUCUGCAACCUCCAGUUCGAGGCCGGCCGGGGCCACGACGUCGACGGCAUCCAGAUCAAGCCCGGCUCCACCAACAUCUGGAUCGACCGCUGCUCCCUCGCCGACUACGACGACGGGCUCAUCGACAUCACGCGCCAGAGCACCGACAUCACCGUCUCCAGAUGCCACUUUGCAAGGCAUGACAAGACGAUGCUCAUCGGCGCGGACCCAAAGCACGUCGACGACAGGUGCAUCAGGGUGACCAUCCACCACUGCUUCUUCGACGGCACGCGGCAGAGGCACCCGCGCCUGCGCUUCGGCAAGGUCCACCUCUACAACAACUACACCAGGGACUGGGGCAUCUACGCCGUCUGCGCCGGCGUCGAAGCUCAGAUUGUGUCUCAGUGCAACAUAUACGAAGGAGGACAUAAGAAGACGGUCUUCAAGUACAUGCCAGAGAAGGCUGCUGACAGAGAAGAAACGGCGGCCGGGUGGAUCAGGUCGGAGGGCGACGCGUUCCUGCACGGGGCGUUGCCGUGCCUGGUCGACGGCCCGGGCGCCGAGUGCGUCUUCAGGCCGGAGGAGUACUACGACAGGUGGACGAUGGAGGCGGCGUCGCCGGCGCUCAAGGAGGUCAUUCAGCUCUGCGCUGGGUGGCAGCCUGUGCCCAGGCCUCCGGACUGCUAGCGCUGUAAAUCAUGGAAGUUCAGGUUCAGGGUUCAGACCCGAGAACUGCAAGCCUGAUCGACCAUUGGUUCGUUCAAGUAAAAUUGUUUGAGCUUCGGUUCAGUAGUCCCAUGCUAGAAUUGUAAUAAACUCUUAGCGUGUGAUACGAUUGAUCUUCAACGAUUAGAGAGCAUGGAACAGUUGUCGCGUAGAGGAGAGAAUUCAGUGGAUAGAGGAAGUGACUGCUGGUUCUGAUGCAAAUUAUUAAUAGAAAUGGAGAAAAUUAGAGCACGAAAAA
Triticum urartu is the source of this 1568-nucleotide messenger RNA. Its product is annotated as putative pectate lyase 4. Gene Ontology annotation, molecular function: pectate lyase activity. NCBI's taxonomy places the organism in Eukaryota, Viridiplantae, Streptophyta, Magnoliopsida, Poales, Poaceae. The record is from RefSeq and is a predicted model, not a curated record.